Molecule: messenger RNA, 258 nt
Organism: Pyricularia grisea
Lineage: Eukaryota; Fungi; Ascomycota; Sordariomycetes; Magnaporthales; Pyriculariaceae
Exons: 3
Coding region: 1-258 (85 amino acids)
Source: RefSeq, a predicted model, not a curated record
AUGUGUGGUAUUACUGCCGACGUCUUUGUUGGGUGCACAGUAGACAAGAUUGUCGCUUCGCGGCACUUAUUGGGCUUCCCCCCGAACGCCACAAGAACUCAAGUCUGGAUCCCACCGCAUGUCGCAUGCAUGUUUAUGAACAUGACGAUGCGGCUUGCAGACAUAAACUUGGCUCACUGGCAUCGGCAGCAGAAUAUGUCUGCGGGGCGCCUAACCGUCAAGAUUGGCGGUCACCACAAUGGCGAGCCUCCAUCGUGA